Molecule: messenger RNA, 3775 nt
Organism: Cuscuta campestris
Lineage: Eukaryota; Viridiplantae; Streptophyta; Magnoliopsida; Solanales; Convolvulaceae
Source: the annotation of a GenBank genome assembly
UAUUAUCUAUUCAACAGAUCAAAUAAUUUGAGGGAAAAAGAAAGAGAAGCUAUAAUGUUGAAGGAAGCCCGAACAACCCGCCAUUAACGCCGAUCAGUGUACCGAAGAAGAGAACUUUCACCGUUCAUCGGAUCCUUCUUGGCUCCGGGCCGAAUUAGAUCGGAUCUAAUUUCCUAUAUUUGAAUUUCGCAUUGCUACCCAUUGGUAACUGUAUACAUCUACUUGUACUGAUAUGAUUGACCUCGAUUAAUCUGGACGCCUCCCAAUCAAGUGAUAAAGAUUCAAUCUUUAUGUGAAAUUGAUUUGUUUUGGAAAUUCACAAACGUGAAUUGCUUUCUUGGUUAAUUGCCUGAGCUAGGGUUUCUUGGGAGAAGGGUGUUAGAUCUCUAGCUGAGUUUUGGGGAAAAAAUCAGGCAUUUAUUAAUUAUUUUGGGGUGUUUGUGGACGCAAUUUGUGUUUUUAAGUGUGUAUGAGGAUUUGGCCCUGCUUGUGUUUCGGCAACGAAGAAGAAGAAGAGGUUAGGGCAAAAAGUAAAGGUAUUCAAGAGGACAUAUCUGGGACUGAAAGUGAGAGAAUGGAGAAUGAUGAAUCUCAAAAAUUUAGAAUAAGGUUUCCGCGGGAAGGGCAGCUGGAUGAAGGAGCAGAAUUACAGUCAACAGCUGUUGUGGACAGUGCUUAUCAAAACGAGGGGCUUCAUGAUAUAGCAUUUGGUAGCUGUCAGUUUGAGGCUGGGAAUAUGAGUUUGCAAAGUUAUCAUCAUCUGGCUUCAAGUAGUAGUAGUAGUAGCGGGCCUAAUACAAUGGGUGUUAAUUUAAAUUUGAGCUUGAGUGAAGAUCCUCCAUCCUCGACAGCAUUGAAGCAAGACAAAUGUGAUUCUCACAAUAAAAGGCCCAAAGUUCAGUCCUUUUCACUGGAUUGGGAUAGUCACUUUUUGGAAGAGUUUUGUUAUAGUUGUCCUGUCUAUGAUGGGAGUGAUGAGAAUCCAUCCAUGUUUGCUCUGGUUGAUGACCAAAGAAAAGAUGGCAGUCCAACAGAGGAUUUAGAAGUUCAGAUGGAUCUUACUGAUGACUUAUUGCACUUGGUCUUUUCAUUCUUGGGCCACAUUGAUCUUUGUCGAGCUGCAAGGGUUUGCAGGCAAUGGAGGGUAUCCAGCUCUCAUGAAGAUUUUUGGCGUCACCUGGAUUUUGGAAACAGGAUCAUAUCUCUAGACCAACUUGAAGACAUGUGUCAUCGCUAUCCGAAUGCCACUGCAGUGAAUGUUUAUGGUGCAGGCGCACAUGCUAUUCACUCAAUUGCAAUGAAAGCAGUUUAUUCUUUAAGAAAUCUUGAGGCUCUAACCUUGAGUAGAGGUCAAAUUGGAGAAACAUUUUUUCAAGCCCUAGCUGACUGCCAUGUGUUGAAGACCUUAGCCAUUACUGAUUCCAUUCUUGGGAAUGGUAUUCAUGAAAUACCUAUUUACCAUGAUAGAUUGUGUAGCCUUCAGCUUGUCAAGUGCCGAGUAGUCCGAGUUACUCUCAGGUGUCCCCUGCUUGAGACUUUGUCCCUAAAACAGAGUACUAUGCCACAUGCUGUGAUAACCUGCCCACUUUUACGUGUCCUUGAUAUAGCUUCAUGUCAAAAGCUUUCAGAUGCUGCAAUUCGUUCAGCAGCAACCUCAUGUUCACUCUUAGAAUCCUUGGAUAUGUCAGGCUGUUUAUGUGCUAGUGAUGACACACUUCGUGAAAUAUCUACCACAUGCCCGAAUCUCUAUGUCCUUGAUGCUUCAUACUGCCCAAACAUCUCGCUCGAGUCUGUUAGGCUCAGAUCAAUAAAGGUGCUUAAGCUUCAUGGUUGUGAUGGAAUUACAUCAGCUUCAAUGGCUGCAAUAGCUUUCAGCUAUACUUUAGAGGUUCUGGAGCUUGAUAACUGUAACUUAUUAACAUUAUUGUCUUUGGAUCUUCAUCGGCUACAGAAAAUAAGGAUUGCACAUUGCUGCAAACUUGCUGAUUUUAACAUACGAAGUGACAUGCUAUCAUCAAUAGCCAUUUCUAGUUGUCCUUUGCUCCAGCGAAUCAGCAUCAUAGCAAACUCUCUCAAGAAACUGGUGCUGCAAAAACAAGAAUGCUUAACCACCUUAGCAUUGCAAUGUCCCAGUUUGCAAGAAGUAGACCUUACUGAGUGUGAAUGUUUGACAAAUUCUGUUUGUGAAGUUUUCAGAGAUGAUGGUGGCUGCCCUAAGCUAAAAUCAUUGGUUCUAGAUAAUUGUGAGAGCUUGACAGCAAUUGAAUUUUCAUGUACUAAAUUGAUCGCUCUUUCCCUAGCUGGUUGCCGUGGUUUAAGAUCUCUUAAACUUAAAUGCCCUUAUCUUCAGCAUGUAUCAUUAGAUGGUUGUGACCAUCUCGAAAGAGCUUCCUUUCGUCCUGUUGGUAUUAGGUCUCUUAACCUUGGAAUAUGCCCCAAAUUGAGUGUGCUGCAUAUUGAAGCCCCACAAAUGACAUCUCUUGAGCUGAAGGGCUGUGGUGUACUCUCUGAAGCAUCAAUUAAUUGCCCACUCCUGACCGCUUUAGAUGCUUCAUUUUGCAGCCAACUUAAGGAUGACUGUUUGUCUGCAACAACGACAUUGUGCCCUCUCAUCAAGUCAUUGGUAUUGAUGUCAUGUCCAUCGGUUGGCUCUGAUGGACUAUUGUCUUUACGUGGGCUUCCAGAUUUGACCUACCUUGACCUUUCAUACACCUUUUUGGUCAAUUUGCAGCCUGUUUAUGAUUCCUGCUUGCAGUUGAAGGUAUUAAAAUUGCAAGCAUGCAAGUACCUUAGCGAUACAUCGUUGGAGCCUCUUUACAAAGAAAAUGCUCUUCCGUCUCUUAUCGAGUUGGACUUAUCUUAUGGGACACUCUGCCAGUCUGCCAUUGAGGAAUUGCUUGCUUUUUGUUCACAUCUAACCCAUGUCAGCUUGAAUGGGUGUAUGAAUAUGCAUGAUUUGGAUUGGGGUGGAAAUGGAACCUCUCAAAUGGACUCAACGUUUUCGCCAGCCUUAUGUGACAUCCACUUUUCAGACAAACGCCCAGCAAAUCGUUUUCUGCAGAACCUCAAUUGUGUUGGUUGUCCUAACAUCAAGAAGGUGAUGAUUCCCAUGACACGGUGCUUCCUUCUAUCAUCACUAAAUCUAUCCCUUUCUGCAAAUUUGAAGGAAGUAAAUGUUGCAUGUUCCAACUUGUCUUCUCUCAAUUUAAGCAACUGUUGUGCCCUGGAAAUCUUGAAACUUGAGUGUCCCAGAUUGAGCAACCUAUUUCUUCAGUCGUGCAACAUUGAUGAGGAAGCAGUGGAAGCUGCCAUAUUCGGGUGUACCUUGCUAGAGACACUCGAUGUCCGCUUUUGUCCAAAGAUAUGCCCAUUGAGCAUAGGCAAGUUACGAGCUGCGUACCCAUGUUUGAAGCGCAUCUACAGCAGCCUGGCUCCUGCUUGAUGCUCUCCAUGUCUACCUCUCUGGUUCAUGCCUUAGUCGAUUUCCAGUUCUCCCAUAUGUUUGUGCAAUUGUGAAAGAGAUCCAAGGUGUGUUCUGUUCAUCAUGUAACUGCACAUUGUUGUGUUUAAAGAAUAAUACAGUAGUAAUAGUAAUAAUAACAAUAAUAAUAAUUAUAGUGCCUCAUGCCUGUUUAUCAAAUUCGAAUAAUACCGUAGUAUAUGCCAAUACGAGUAUUAUUACUCUGCAACUUUUUGAUUCUUUAAGAACCAAACCAUUUGUAGUGUAUAUAUAUGUAAGUUUCUUGUAGUCUGAGAAUAAUUAUUGAAAUAUGAA